AUGACACAAAGUAUAGAUUCCAUGUCAAUUUCGAUAUAUGAAAACUUAAUUUCAACAAUGAUACAAGAUAUAGUUUCCAGAGAAGUAGUACAUCAAAAACAAAUGCAAUCAAGGUACCCACAACUAAAGCAAUACAGCAUCGAUCCAAAUGGUAAUAUUGAUAUAAACGGUAACACUAAACAACAAGAUUCAUCACAAUAUUUCCAUUGUAAAAAUUGUGGUAGAGAUGUUUCAGCAAACAGGUUUGCUGCUCACUUACAAAGAUGUCUGAAUAGUAGGCAACGUCGUUGA
This is a messenger RNA of Vanderwaltozyma polyspora DSM 70294, 291 nucleotides long. RefSeq names its product SAGA histone acetyltransferase complex subunit SGF11 (gene SGF11). The record is from RefSeq and is a predicted model, not a curated record. The transcript has a single exon. The coding region runs from base 1 to 291 and encodes 96 amino acids. NCBI's taxonomy places the organism in Eukaryota, Fungi, Ascomycota, Saccharomycetes, Saccharomycetales, Saccharomycetaceae.